AGGGGGAAGGAGUCGGCAUGUGCGCAUGCGUACAUGCGGGAACAAGGAUGACCUAAGGAAAUUGGUCCAGGAAUCCGGGACGGAGGGUUCAAACGCAUGCGCAUAUCCAUAACUGAUGCUGGCUCUAAAGGAAGCCCAGGCGGGGAGGAACGAUGUCGCAGGUGCCUGCGCGCUGCCUCUCCCGAUGUAAACAGCGGCCUCCGGGCGGGCCGCGCGCUCGGGCCCUUCGCUAGCUCGCGUCUUCCCCCGCCCUCUCCAGAACCACCUCCCACCCGCGCAGGCGCAGUGCGGGGAGCGCUUGACAGCCGAGCCAGCUGGGAGCCUGCGAGCGCCGGGGCCGAGAAGGAUCCGGGUCGGGGCCGCGGAGCCCACAGGGGCCCAUCCAGGUGUCGGCCAUGGGGAAAUCCUUUUCUCACCUGCCUUUGCCUUCGUGUAAAGACGAUGGUUAUGACGGAAUGACAUCCUCCGAUAACAUGAGAAAUGGCCUGAUUCAUUCCGAAAGCCACAAUGAAGACGCGAGGAAUGGGGACGUCUCCCAGUUCCCGUAUGUGGAAUUCACCGGCAGAGACAGUGUCACUUGCCCCACUUGUCAGGGGACAGGAAGGAUUCCCCGGGGCCAGGAAAAUCAGCUCGUGGCAUUGAUUCCGUAUAGUGAUCAGCGACUAAGGCCAAGAAGAACAAAGCUCUACGUGAUGGCGUCUGUGUUCUUGUGUCUGCUGCUUUCUGGGCUGGCCGUUUUCUUCUUGUUUCCCCGAUCCAUCGAUGUGAAAUACAUCGGGGUGAAGUCCGCGUACGUCAGCUACGACGACACCAAGCGCGUCAUCUACUUGAACAUCACGAACACACUAAAUAUAACAAACAACAACUAUUAUUCUGUGGAAGUUACAAACAUCACAGCACAAGUCCAGUUUUCAAAAACUGUUAUUGGAAAAGCACGAUUAAAUAAUAUUACCAAUAUUGGACCACUGGAUAUGAAACAGAUUGAUUACACAGUCCCUACCAUUAUAGUAGACGAAAUGAGCUAUAUGUAUGACUUCUGCACGCUGCCCUCCAUCAAGGUCCACAACAUCGUGGUCAUGAUGCAGGUGACUGUGACAACCACCUACUUCGGGCACUCUGAGCAGAUCUCCCAAGAGCGCUACCAGUAUGUCGACUGUGGAAGAAACACUACCUAUCACCUGGGCCAGUCGGAGUACCUGAACGUGCUGCAGCCGCCCCAGUAGACGCUGCGGGAGGGACGCUCGCGGCCACGCUCAGCCCGCGUCACCCGCCACGGGCAGACCUGUCUUAGGGGUACAGUUAAAAACAUGUAGGAGCGCUCUUGCUGAAACUUCUCCUCUAUUGUGGUGUAUUUAUACUCAUAGCCGACAUUAACGUAGUGCUCUAGGGCUCACCAGGCACUUCCCAUAGAUAUUGUUUGUGUCCGUUGGUCGUCCCGACCGCCCUGCACAGUCAUUGCGCAGGAGUCUUCGUCCCCAUCUCGCAGAGGAGCCGGCUGAGUCUCGGAGACAUCUUUGGCCCGGUCGUGGCCGUAAGGAGGGGAGUUGGUGUUUAGGCUGGGCCCCUGCUGAUUCCGGGUCACGCUCCUCUGAGACCCCGCUUGGCUCUACCUGAAACUUCCCCAGAAGGGCUCAGUCGUAAAGCUUGAGACUUUGGCGCUAGGACAGUCAAGCUGGCAGCUUGGGAGCGGUAUCACAGAGACCGGUGUUUCUGAAUAUUUUAAAUUCAAGUAUCUCAUCCCAAAUCAAUGAAAAAACACAAGUCUGCCAUUUAAAACAUUCUCAUCAGAGGACUGGGGGUUUUACCUCUGUUGUCACAUGGAAGGAAGUCCGAAGACCCUGGAAGGGGGUCAGAAAGGGACAGUGCACACAGUCUAGCCCAACCCCCUCACCUAGACAGGAUCCGGACCCAGAUUCUCUGGCCCCCGGGCCCCCAUUCUUUUCACUCCUGAACUGGGAAGUGUGAAAACAUUCAUUUUUUAGCUUUUCAUAUAUUAUAUAUAUUAUGUCAAGCUGGUUGAUGCUCUAACAGAUUUGUAAAAAAAAAACAAAAUGAAUUUUGCAAAAUUCUUAAUCUAAAGUUCUCUGUGGUCCCUGGGAUGAAUAAUCAGGUUCAUCAGUGUCUUUUCCCAUUUUUAGUUGAGAUUUUGCAGGAUUUGUGUGAUCUUCACCCAUUGAUAUAAUCAAUAGUUACCUGAUCUAGGCUGUAAAUAAUGGAGCUAUAGUUUUAUUGGAAGUACAAUUUGAUUCUCAGUGAAGAACUGAAUUAGCUAAUCCUGUCGUCACUUGUGAUACAAAUCCAAGACAUCUAUUGUUACGCUGUCAUUGGACACCUGUGAAAUGGGGAUAACAUGGGGGGAAAGAGAGGCGCUCUGCUCUUUUCCAUGUACAUCAGUCCGAUUCAUGGGAAGGCUUUAGAAAAACCCUCACUUCUCCUUACGUGUUGACCUCAAGGGCACCUGGGAUCUGUUGUGUAUUAGAAAAAAAGCUCACUGUGGCCAAGACACAUUAAGGGAUUCUGGGUAUUAUUAAAUAAUUGGAAUCAGUCUUUUGUGUUUUAAAAAUAAUUACAAAUCAAAUUGUGUUUUAGCUAAUGUGGCUGUUGGAUCUCUUUCCUUUUCUGCUUCCUAAUCUGAACCCAUCUCCAUCCCUCUUCUCUUGCUCCCAGAAGCACACAUAGAUUUAUAGGAAUCCUAUCACCCGUUUUCAGACUUCUCCCCAAAGGAGACCCUUCCUUCGCACUGACCAGGGGUUCCGGACUGCCGUGCCGAGCCUUGGGGUGGGGAGGUACCAUAAAUAGACACUGUCGUGCUUUGUUCAAUUGAUUGAUUCUUUGGCUUUUAUUUUUCAGGAUUCUCAGCCCCCAAAGAAUUCAGGGAGGUUCCCGGCCUCGUUAUGGAGAGUCACAGUCAUUGAUGUUUUGAUAACUUUGCAUUUUGCAAAGCCAUUUACUUCCAUAGUUGGACCUCAUGAUAACCCUACAAUGGGCACUCCCUGGGGCACUGCACCCCCUUUGAAGGAUGAGGAAACUGAGCUUAAGAGGGGCUCAGAGAGAGGAAGGGAGUAGAAUUUGAAUCGAGGCCACGGGACUCGGCAUUCAGUGCCCUUUCCCCGCCAUCAUGUCGAGUCUUGCCUUUGAGACUCCGAUCGAAUGACCGGAAGCGUGAAGGUGCUUUCGUCCCUUCCUUUGCCUGCUUUCUGUGCCUCUUGCUAGUUCCCUUUGUGAAAAAUGGCAGCAGAAGCGCCCGCGCCACUUCCCCCGCCUGCUGGGGACGUCCGGGGUUUCCUCUCCCCCCUCGGCAGCUCCUUGCGGCUGGGCCAGCUCUAGUCUUGCUUUCGUGGCCCUCGCCCUUGUUCGGAAACCUUCGGCUCAGUCUCCCCCUCCCACAACACCCUCCUUAGCCUGGAAGCCCUUUGCGUCUCUCCCCCGCGAGUCCUCGCCAUUUAGACUCCUGGAGGCCUUGGGACCUCGGCCUUUCUCGGCUCGUGCCGGGAUUCUCUGAGGCCCGCGCACAGAGCGCCUCGGAUCCUCGGGCUUCAGAACCUCGACCCCGGCCCAGCCCGGUUGGCCUUCUUUGCAUUUUCCCCGCCCCUUCUGACCCCUUCCCCUUCGGCCCACCUGGAGGUCGCACGUGGCCCAGCCUGGGGGGCUCCCCGAGCCCAGGUUUCGUUUGCUCGCUUGCUAGUCCACCUUUGGGGUGCGUGGUUGUAGUUGGUGCCCGUGGGUGUGCGCCCGUAUGCUGUGGGCACUGCGGUCUCGGAGAUCUCGUGGCUCCUGAGCUCGCCGCGACCUCACCUUUGCCCGUUGCUAACGCCCGCCCUCGCGCUCCCGUAAUCGGGCAGUUUGCGCACAGGCGUCAUUCCCAAAAGGUCUGAGGCUGAUCCCUCUAGAACAGUCCCCAAGCUCCCGGGAUGUUGAGCCGCGGCCCGGGGGGCGUGUCAGACCUGAGCCAAUCACAUUCCCUGUCCCGCCCUGGGGAUGAAAAUCCUCCGGUGGAACUUUGGGUAGCCGGUGGGCGCUCCCUCCCCCCCAGACUGGCCCCUCACGCUGUCCCCACCAUCUCUCCCUAGUAGCCACCCGAGGCCCUCCUUGUUGAAACUACCCAAGUCAGGACGGGGCCCAGGCUCUGGUCAAGCUCCUGGGCCCUUGCGGGGCCCAACAGGCCUGGGAGGUCUGGGUCCUCCUCGGUAUUUGUGAGCCUCUCUCAAGCUCAGUUUCCUCAUCCUCCAAAAGGGGUGAGUGCGGUGGCCUCCUGGCUGGCAGCUGACGGGAACCUUGAAACAUCCAGUGCUUAAUAAUGGCUUUUAGAACCUUUGGUGGGAAAAAAGUUGGGAAUUAUCGAUCUGUAACCUGACUUAGAAAUCUGCGAUUCCUUGAAAUUAGUGGUGUCUGGUGCAAGUUUGUGCUUAUUUACCGUUUGGCAUUUUCUAAUCAUUCCCGCUCCUGAGUGAGGUUUCCAGCGUCUCUAAGGACCUUCAAAACUGACCUAAAAGGGGGAGACGAAGUGAUGUAAAAGAAGGCCCCGUGUUUGUUAGUUUCUCAGCGGCGUUACGGUGGAAAAUGGCAGGUGAAGCUCCCUUUACUGACCGUAAGUGAGGCUGCUGGCUACCUAAGCAGCCCCUUCAGGCCAAGGAAAGAUGCUUCGUGGGCCAGAUGGGCCGGAAGAGCGAGGAGCAGAGAGAGGGCGCAGACCCCUCACCAAGGCAGGCUGGGCAAAGAGCUUAGGUAGCUAGAGGAGGCCGGCAGGAUUAACCAGAAGGGAAUGAGGGUAACAAAGGCCGGGACCCACUUACGUUGGGCUUCGGCUGGCUGCCCAUAGGACACACCCCCACGAGAGUGGGUUUCUCACCUAACUUCCCUCCCUCCCCCCCUCCCAGACGCACACCCCGCUAUUUCAGAGCAGCGGGAUCCCCACGGGCAAAGAUUUUGUCAUUUUGAUGAGAAAUGAUAAAAUUACAGGUUCUUUUCUUCUUCAGAAAACUUAGUUCUGGAAAUCAACAUGAAUUUCACACUGAGAUUAAGUCUCAGGUAAACAGUGGCCCUUUUAGUUUGUGAAAUUACAUUAAAAUCUCAGAGUACGGUGAGCAACAUUUGUGAAACUUUUCUAGUCUGAAAGUUUGGCUUUGAGAGGGACUUGUCCAUCCUUACAUAGUCUCAAUAAAUAGAUUGGGGGAAGUCUGAGGUACUUUAAAUGUGCAUUUCAAGUUCCUUGGAAGUUUCAUGAUCCAGUAGAGCUUUUCGUAUUUUGAAAACAUUGUAACUUGAUUAAAAAAAAAAAAAAAAUUCAAAAUCUGUCAAUGUCAAAUAAAUGUUUUUGUUUUGCCUUUUUCCUGUUUAAAAUAAGUGUUUUUGGAAGGAAAACUUUAAAAUAUAUUCGUAGUAGUCAUCUUUAUAAUAUUUAUUGAAUAUUAAAAUAUUUAGUCUUUUAUAUGUAAAAUGAAUUAAAUAUUAGGAUUUUAGAUUGUGAGCAACUAGGUUAUCCCCAGACUAUUAAGUUAACGUAUAUUUCUUUGUACUAUUGCAUACUUAGCUUCACAGAGGCCACACGUUCUUUACUUAGAUUUCUUUUAUCUAGAGAAAUUCAGUAAAUCAUUUGUUAUUUUCACUUCCUUUUCCUAAAUACUGUUACGGAAUUUAAAAUGUUAUUAUUCUUGAAGCAAGUUUGAAUUUGAAGAAAAAUGUUUCUAAAUUAUCGGAAGGAUUGUUUAAAAUUAUUUCAAGACCCUUCCGUGUUUUUAGCAUUUCAAAUAUAUUUGCAAAUUUUAAAAAUUGACAUUCUGCGUCCCAGACGAACAUUAGACUUUAUAAGUUUCUUGUUUUCCUUUUAGUCAAAAUUCAUAAAGUUAUAAAAUUCAUUUUGUAGAGACUGAGUCGGUUCCCAUUGUGUGUGUGCACCAAGAGCACAAAGCUCAAAACGAUUUUUUCAGCCUUUACCCUCAUGGUUGAUUAUUGAAACUUUAGCGUUCUUCUCUUAGAUGACAUUUGUGUUAGUGAUAACAGUUUUUUAGUAGAAAAGGCAGAAGCCCCUUCCUGGGCCCUUUGCUAAGUGAUUUAUACUUCUGGAGGUUGGCCGGCAGCAUCCCGCUUUGUACUUCUGUGUUUUGUGUUUAACUCAAGCCUUCAAGACAAUGACUCGGUCUCUUUCUCUAGGAGACCUUGAUAGAGCUCAUUCGUUUCAGGACUGUAUAUAAAUGAAUGCAGAAAGUAUCUGGUAAGUUUUUCAUAGUAAAAUAUAACUUCUAAGAAGGGAAAUUGUGACCUUCUUUAUAUUACAUUAAUUGAAAUGUGUUUAAGAAAUAAAUUUCCAGCAUAUUUUAGUAAAAGAACAAAAAAAGGAUGCGAAUUGGGCCAAUGGCCUCGAGACAAUACGAUUUACUACCAUGUAGAUGAUCUGAGUCCAAAACUCUUUCCCAGAACUGUGAAAAAUCUCCAAGUCUGGGAGAUAAUUGUCUCUCUCCUAUCACUGGGAGAUCCUUAGGGUGAUAUCAAACUUUCGUUAUUGCUUAAGUCGUUGAACACAGUGGAUUCUAAAUGAUGGAUUUUUUUUGGAUAUGGCAAUUUGGUUUUUUGUGACCCAUUUGGAUUAUAAAAUCUUAUAAAUUAUGGAAUUAUACCUUAUGUACGACUUUUCAGAGGUAGACUUAAGAUUCUUUAAUUAUUUAUUUAAUACAAUUAUUAUUUAUUUAAUACAACUAACAAACAAUGCACCCUCUAUGCUGGACUCAACCUGCUCAGUAACUUCUCUAGUUAGAACAAUGCUAGUCAGGUUCUAGUCUUUCAUGGCGGGUGAAAAACAAACUCUAGAACUUGGGUGUGUGUUGGGCACUUUUUGUUUUUAUUAACAUUCAUAGAGAAUAUUAUUGGCACACUAAGCUUUUCAAGAGGAGCAUUUGUGUGUGAGCUUAACUAAUGUUGCAAUUCAUCUAAUCAAAUAUGCAGAUGGCACUUAAUAAAAAUGAGAAAAGUAUAACUAUUUUUGUAAUUAAAAGUUGUAACCGUUGCUCUUGUAACCAUGUGUGUCGAACUAAAAUCUGUAAUAAAUUUGUUAACUGAGCAUGAAAAAUAAAAUUUCUUCCUGUCA
Molecule: messenger RNA, 7081 nt
Organism: Antechinus flavipes (yellow-footed antechinus)
Lineage: Eukaryota; Metazoa; Chordata; Mammalia; Dasyuromorphia; Dasyuridae
Gene: TMEM106B
Product: transmembrane protein 106B
Exons: 8
Coding region: 396-1223 (275 amino acids)
Biological process (GO): dendrite morphogenesis; lysosome localization; lysosome organization
Cellular component (GO): lysosomal membrane
Source: RefSeq, a predicted model, not a curated record